This is a messenger RNA of Toxorhynchites rutilus septentrionalis, 1027 nucleotides long. RefSeq names its product calcineurin B homologous protein 1 (gene elm). Bases 185 to 754 code for a protein of 189 amino acids. Gene Ontology annotation, molecular function: calcium ion binding. The record is from RefSeq and is a predicted model, not a curated record. NCBI's taxonomy places the organism in Eukaryota, Metazoa, Arthropoda, Insecta, Diptera, Culicidae. The transcript has 2 exons.
AUGCUCUCGUCUGCUUAAAAAUUCUCAAAUCGUCAUUCAUUCAAAGUCCGAGCCGUUCUUCGGAGCUAGUUAGCAACUACGUAUUUUUGUUCCUCACAAGUGGUGCUAAACAAACACUGUUUCUGAAUAAUCAGGUAAAAGUCGGAGUCCGAGUAGACUUUCAAGCUUAAGCUAGAGCAAAGCAAUGGGUAACAAAUCAUCAUUGCUACUGCGAGAGGAGGAAAUCGCACAAAUUCACGAGGAAACAGGAUUUACUCCGAACCAAAUUGAAAGGCUCUACUCCCGGUUCACAUCGCUAGAUCGCAGCGAUUGCGGUACCCUCUCCAGGGAGGAUUUUCUACGUAUUCCGGAACUAGCCAUCAAUCCGCUGUGCGAACGAAUUGUCCAUUCGUUCUUUGCCGACAGCAGUGAUGAUCGAGUAAACUUCCGUCAAUUCACUAGAGUCCUAGCGCACUUCCGACCCAUCAAGCCCAGCAAGGAGAACAGACUGAACAGCCGCGUACAGAAGUUGCGCUUCGCGUUCAAGAUGUACGACCUGGACGAUGAUGAUACCAUUUCGCGGGAAGAGCUGUUGAGCAUUCUGCACAUGAUGGUCGGGGCGAACAUAAGCCAAGAUCAGCUGAACAGCAUCGCCGAGAGGACGAUUGUGGAGGCGGACUCGAUGGGUCAGGGAAAAAUCACCUUCGAUGACUUUUGUCGGGCCCUGGAACGCACCGACGUCGAGCAGAAGAUGUCGAUUCGUUUCCUCAACUGAAAUCGACGCUCGUGGUGUGAUUGGUUUGCCAAUUUGGGCCAAUCGUAGAAACGUGGAAUGUGCAUUUUUAUUUGUUUGUUUGGCUAGGAAUGGUGUUGCUUUCGUUAUGAAUUAUUAGUAGCCGGGACUAAUGCACACGACGAGCGCAAAACUAACUUUAAACAGAUAAGAUGAAGGUAUCUUUAGGAAAAGGUGGUUGAUGUUUAUAGUUGUACGGUUUGAACAGGAAGUAUUAACAGAAUAAAUUGACUAACACAUAUUUAUCGUUCAAAA